Molecule: messenger RNA, 6637 nt
Organism: Seriola aureovittata
Lineage: Eukaryota; Metazoa; Chordata; Actinopteri; Carangiformes; Carangidae
Exons: 2
Coding region: 1889-3142 (417 amino acids)
Source: RefSeq, a predicted model, not a curated record
UAUAGUGUUGUAGUAUUUUAGACUAUUAAAGUUAAAACUGUUUAAUGAUUUAUACUAGUGGAUAUUUAGGUGCUAAGGGUGAGUGGUCAUUUAAACAUCUGCCUCAGGGAAACUAUUUACAACCACUGAUAAAGAUCACCCUAUGGCCAUGUGUAGGGGGGCAGCCGGAGGUAACAGAGGUAGAUUAGUGGUAAUUUAUAUGUAUGCAUUAACUGUCUUCCUUUGAGAGUGCUGAGCUUUAGGUGACAUUUGAGGUCGGAGUCAGAUGGGAAGGAGGAAGUCAGCAGAGCCAAUCAGAAGACGACAAAACGCCCAUGCACAUUUCUUUGUUUGUACUUGUAUAAAUACACUGGAUCAGGGAAAGUUAGGUUGUCAGACUGUGGACUGACCAACACUUGUUAUUGGUUAGGAAAAGGCACAUCUGAUCCAGAAUUCUGUAAUUGUUCAUUGCUUGCUGAAAAGAUUCACUAAACAAUUUGAACUAAAUUCUUUGGUGUGGACAUUCACUGGUCUUUUGAGUAUUUUGAACACUGCACUCACCCUGUGGGGGUGAGAGUUUUUUUUCUCUAAACAGCAAAAGCUCCUUCAAUUUGGUGACCCCGACGUGAUGCUUAACUGACCAGCAGCGACUGGAUAAUGAGUGCGGGAGGCAGGUGAACACUGCGGAGGAGAAAAGGGAUCCCAAAUAAUAAGGUAAGCACCACCUUUUUAAUAAAAGUGUGCAAAUUGGACAAAACUAAAUUAUCCCCCAGCAUGUGGUUCAUUCUUCCUCCUGCUAGUAUUUAACGUGUAAUCUGAGUAAAACCAAGCAGUGAGCAAAAAGCAAAUAACGUAGAAAAUUCAGAGGAGGUUUCGGACCUAAAAUUCCUGAACUCUAGUGUUAUUUGUGUAUAUGCACGUGUUUGUAUGUUGUAGGGGGCCUACACAUACUUUUAUUUAAGUAGGGGGCUUCGGGCCUUAAAAGCCUACACCUUGUGUUGUACGUUGUAGGGGGCCUACACGUACUUUUAUUUAAGUAGGGGGCUUCGGGCCUUAAAAGCCUACACCUUGUGUUGUAUGUUGUAGGGGGCCUACACAUACUUUUAUUUAAGUAGGGGGCUUCGGGCCUUAAAAGCCUACACCUUGUGUUGUAUGUUGUAGGGGGCCUACACAUACUUUUAUUUAAGUAGGGGGCUUCGGGCCUUAAAAGCCUACACCUUGUGUUUGUACGUUGUAGGGGGCCUACACGUACUUUUAUUUAAGUAGGGGGCUUCGGGCCUUAAAAGCCUACACCUUGUGUUGUAUGUUGUAGGGGGCCUACACAUACUUUUAUUUAAGUAGGGGGCUUCGGGCCUUAAAAGCCUACACCUUGUGUUGUAUGUUGUAGGGGGCCUACACAUACUUUUAUUUAAGUAGGGGGCUUCGGGCCUUAAAAGCCUACACCUUGUGUUUGUACGUUGUAGCGGGCCUACACAUACUUUUAUUUAAGUAGGGGGCUUCGGGCCUUAAAAGCCUACACCUUGUGUUUCUACGUUGUAGGGGGCCUACACGUAGUGUUGAUAAAUGUGUUCAAAAGGUGCCGGGGACGCCUAGUAUCUACUGUAAAAUUGUGUUGUUAUAAGGGGAAAAAUUGGGUUGGGCCUGGUGUAUGUUAACCAUACACGCACUUCCAAGAAGGUAAAGUAUUGGGGUGGUUUGGAUGGAUAAUUAUUUCAUGAAUUAAAAGAUCGGGAUACUGUGUGAAAUUUAAACACCCAGUGAGAGACCGCAGCCUCUCCUUAGGAGGGAACUGUAGAAGAUUGUCUCUCAGCAGCCCCGAUUGACCUACAGGAGUCAUUCAUGAGAUAUUUCCAUGUGUGAAGUGCAUUCAUUAAUUUGUAGUGCAUAAUUGAGGAAUUAGUCUGUAAACAUGGAAGGGGAAUACAAUCGUGAAAAAAUAGAGUCUAGCAUUCCCACCCUGAAAAAAGAUUUUGGAAUUCCAGGGACUUGGGGAAAUAAAUGGGAAGUAAUAAAAAACAAUGUGCUAGUGUGUCAGCCAGAGAAGAAGAGAGGGAAAAUCUUAAAACAUUUAGAGGACUGGUACGGAGCAAAGCGACACCUUGGCUGGUUUCCACAUGAUGACUGUAAAGAAAACAUAAAAAAGACUCUCCAGACACGACUAACACAACUUAAGAAACAGCUAAAAGAGGCAGAGCGAGACCAUUACACAGCAGGAAUGUUUAAUAAACAAAAAAGUAAGAGGCGAGUGGAAGAAUUGGAGCAAGAUCUUAUGUAUGUGAAUCUGAUAUUAGUUUCUCAUCCUCUCACCACACCAAAAACACACACACCCCCCUCCGCACCACCCUGUGGAGGUGAAGAGUUACAAAUGGUAAUAAAACACCCUGACAUCCCUCCUCCCUAUAACCCACCCCUUAAUCCAACCUCAGGUUUAGUCCCUUCACUCCCACUCCAGGCACCAGUGGUGAGAUUUGAUGGAAAAUUGAAUAUAGAAAUAGAUGAGGAGGGGGGGAGUGAUGUGUCUCCUAACAACUCGACUCCUACCAAUUAUUCAUUUGAUGAACCAAAUAAGAAAAUCUUGCUGCAAUCUGCUGAAAAAGCAAUCAAGGAAAGGGAAAGGAGAUUUGCAUUUGGUCAAAACCAGGGUCACACUAAAGAGGAUAAAAGAUCACCAACUAUACUACAAACAGAGCCACCAGUUAAAACACUUACUGACUUUGAACAGGAUAUGGAACAAGGAAUCAAGCGUGCAAACUCAGGACAGGGGUCAGAGAUUAUGGGAGAGUGGCGAGAUAGGUGGGAAAUUGAGAAAAAGAGAGAGCAGUGGGAAGUUGAGAAAAAGAGAGAACAGUGGGAAGUUGAGAAAAAGAGAGAACAGUGGCUAAUUGAGAAAAUGAGAGAACAGUGUAGAUUGACGUCGCAGGGAGCAUGUGGAGGGAAGGAUGAUGAUUUAUGGCUAGAGGGAGAGAGUAAGAAUUAUGGUGAUGAUGAGGGUGACAGAGAAGGUGAAGAGAAGAUACUAGGAAACAUACGUAGUGUUCUAGUAGAAGGAACAGGAUUAAGAAGGUCUGAGAGACUUAAAGAACGUAAGGACAGAGAAGAAGGAUUCCAACAAUUCAAAGAUCUGCAGAAGCCCCUUUUUGGAGCAGCCACGCAUAAUAUUUAAGCUAAACAUAAACCAUUCUCAUUGGACAGCCUUAGUCUAUCAGUUGCCUCCUCUUAGGGAUGGAGCCCAACCAUGGUUAAACAAAGUAUCAGCUCACACAGGGACAGACAUUUCACACAUCAUAUGGAUGCCCAAACUCAAAAGCAGAAAAAGAGAGAGGGUGAGAUGGAGGAGCUCAAAGGUCAGCUCUUAAAGCUGCAGUUACAACAGGCUAGAGAUCAGGCGACAGAUAAGAAAACUAGCACUAAGCAACACAAACAAAUGCUGCACAUGCCUUCUACAGAUGUUGUUGCUGCUCCAGCUCUUUCCCUAUCCCCAUCUCCCCCUCCUAACCCUUCCCCCUAAUCCAUACCCUUACUACCCUGCACAUAUCCCAGUGCCAGUACUCACACCAGGUCAGAUGUUCUAGGGUCCAGGAAACCAGGGAGGGUAUAAUCAAAACAAUGGACAGAGAAAGGGAGGGAAGGCAGGCAAUAAGGGAGGAGCAGGGUGAGUGAAAAACAAGGGAUGCUUUAUUUGUGGAGCAAUGGACCAUUGGGUCAAUGAUUGCCCUUAUAACGGCUAUGCUCGGCAGCAGGGAAGAAGCGGUGGUCCCCCAGGGGGAGCAGCUUUAAACCCACCCCAGCAGGCACCCAAUCCACAUAUGGCCCCAGGAGGAUGGCCUGCACAUCCUGGUGCAUGGGGACAGUUCCCACAGCAGCCAUAGGGGUGCCAAACAGAAGGGGAACUACAGGGCUUGGGAGCUCCCUGUUUUUCUCUGAAGGUGAAUGAGAAAACAAAAUGGGUCAUGGUGGACACAGGAGCUCGCUACUCAACCUUGAGUGAUCCACCUUGCAGACUCUCAUCCACCUAUGUUUCUGUUUUGGGAUUUUUUGGCACUGAACAAAAACUGCCUUUCACGGAAGAAACUGUUGUGACUGUGGGAAACCAAAUGCUGAGACACUCUUUUGUCUACGCACCUGACUGUCCUGUGAACUUGAUGGGAAGAGACUUGUUGGUUCGCCUGGGAGUUGCAGUGAAAUGUGCACCUCAGGGAACAACUAUGCAUUUUCCAGAUGGAACUGUGAUCACCUGCAGCUCUUCUAUCGAUACGUCUGUUAAGCAAAUGCCCCUGGGUGCCUCUGCUCCAUAUACUGCUGCUGAACCACCAGCUGAUGUAUAUUGGGUAUUGUUAAAUACAGAAAAUAAUCCCUUGGUAGAACAAUUUGAUUUAUGGGCUCCGUGGAUUCACUCUCUCAACUCCUACCACUCUGUUCCCGACCCUCCCCAUUGUACUUUAUAUUAUGAUAGGAAUGAAGAUUGGAUAUAUAAGGCUGAAUUUGAAGACAAAAUAGAAGGAGAUACCUGGGCCCUGCAUGUAGAGGUCAUAUAUGUGGGACAAGAAGGAGUGGCAGCAGCAGUUGUGCUUCCUGAGUAUAGGAAAUCUUGGUAUAAAAUGUCUAACACUGCCACCCCCCACGUAUCUGUCGCCUUGCAUGCAGGACAUCAGGCUAAAGAGUUGGGUCUUACAGGUUACUCCAGACAUUUUGUGCCUGAUUAUGCCGGUAGGACUGAGUCUCUGCGUGCACUGGUUAAAGCUCAGGGGUGCCGCAAUCUCAGUGCCAAGUUGGACUGGACGGUUGAGGCUGAUUCAGAUUUUAUUUGUCUCAAAUAGGAUCUGUCACAGGCCACAUCUUUGGCGCCCCCCGAUUACACUCAACCGUUUUUUCUUGAUGUUUCUGAAAGACAAGCGUCUGCAUAUGGUGUUCUCUAUCAGAAACAAAGGGGGAUUAGGAGAGUGUUAAUAUACUGUAGUGUACGGUUUGAUGUACAGGAAAAAAGAGCCGCUUCAUGUGUCAGAUAUGCAGCAGCAGUAGCUAAAUUGACAGAAGAAAUUGCACCUGUAGUCAUGCACCACCCACUGAUAAUCUUAACCUCUCACGCUACAGUUGCAUUUGUGACAUCCUCUGCAUUCACACUGACACCACUAAGACAGAGCAGGAUUCUCAAAGUGCUAACACAACCACACAUAACAUUUGUACAUCAAGGAAUCAACAUGGCAGAACAAAUAUUGGAAGGGACACCACAUUGUUGUAUAACAGCUACAAAGGACAGGACCAAGGUGAGGACUGAUUUGAGUGAAACACCUUUGGUAAAUCCUGAAGUGGAAAUAUAUACAGAUGGCUGUUGUUUCAGACAUCCAGACCGUGGCUUGCAGGCAGGAUACGCUGUGGUGGAACUAGGGAUAGAUGGGACCCCCAUAAACAGGAAGCGUAUCAGCGCAGAAAUCAGAACUAAGAACAGUCAAAGCAGCACAAGAAACUGCAUCACAAGAGAUAAAGACUCAGUGGAAGUCAAAAGGGGGACAACAGAACAGCCAAGGAAUAUGGCAUGUAAAUAGUCAGGUGAUAAUGCCCCCUCAGUGGCUAAACAGCAUGUUGACACAGACUCAUGGACCUGACCACAGGAGCACUGGACAAAUGACACAUGACUUACGACACUGGUGGAUUGACGAAUUUUCCAUCCCCACAGAUUCACCAACAGGAGAGAGUUUCUCCACGCGGGAACAGGAGCCAGAGCUAGGAUCAGGAGGACCUCCAGAGUUCCUGUAUCUGAAGGCCAUAAAGAGGAAGUGGAGUGAACAACGAUGGACAGGAUCAUUCAAAGUGACAGCCAGAACAAACUCGGCAGUAAAACUGGCUGGGAAGGGUUACAACUGGUAUCACCUCUCUCAGUGUGCUAAGAACACCACAGCACAGGAGAAGGAAGCCGAGGGGAAUAAAAAAAAAAAAAUAAAUAAAAUGUAUAAUCGAGUUUUAUAAUCAUCAUUUGUGUGUGUGUGAUUAAAACAGAAACCAGCGCCACUCGUUUGGAGGAAUCGGAGAACGAGGUGGAGGAUGGUGUCUGAGGAGGAAAGUAGUCCCACAGGGGAAGGUUAAAACGUUAGGUAUGGGGGGAGGUUCCGCCCCAUCGCAAGGUUGACCUGUUGAGGACACAGAAUGUUGAACUCAGGUUGUUGAGUUCAAAAGGGGGACUGUUGUAGUAUUUUAGACUAUUAAAGUUAAAACUGUUUAAUGAUUUAUACUAGUGGAUAUUUAGGUGCUAAGGGUGAGUGGUCAUUUAAACAUCUGCCUCAGGGAAACUAUUUACAACCACUGAUAAAGAUCACCCUAUGGCCAUGUGUAGGGGGGCAGCCGGAGGUAACAGAGGUAGAUUAGUGGUAAUUUAUAUGUAUGCAUUAACUGUCUUCCUUUGAGAGUGCUGAGCUUUAGGUGACAUUUGAGGUCGGAGUCAGAUGGGAAGGAGGAAGUCAGCAGAGCCAAUCAGAAGACGACAAAACGCCCAUGCACAUUUCUUUGUUUGUACUUGUAUAAAUACACUGGAUCAGGGAAAGUUAGGUUGUCAGACUGUGGACUGACCAACACUUGUUAUUGGUUAGGAAAAGGCACAUCUGAUCCAGAAUUCUGUAAUUGUUCAUUGCUUGCUGAAAAGAUUCACUAAACAAUUUGAACUAAA